UGCGUUACGAGAAUGCCGGCUCCAGCUCCAGCUCCUAGGGCGGCGAGCGAUGUCCACGGCGCUGGGAUGGGAUAGCGGCCAUUUCGAUGGGCCGCCGCUGGUGGAUUACCUCACGAGGAAGAAUCCCUGCGGCGUGACGCCGGAGACAGUCGCGCACGCGGAGCUCGCCAGGAGGAUUUCGAGGCUCAAGUGGUGCCAGGAUCACAUGGUGGUGCCGAUCGUCGAGGAAUGGAUGGCGGAGGGCAACGAGAUCACCAGGUAUGGACUGAUUAUCGUCCGCCACAAGCUGCGCAGGCGCAAGCGAUUCCAUCACGCUCUCCGGAUAUCGGAUUGGAUAGCUUACAAGAAGAGAGUGAUCCCAUACGACCACAAGGAAGCUCUCAACCACAUCGACUUGGUUUCCAGAGUGAGUGUGACACGAGCAAGGGAAAUGUUUGACAAUCUCCCGGCCGACUGGAAAUCCCGAGAGGCCUACACGGUUCUUCUUUCCAUGUACGUGAGGCACAGCAUGGCUGCCGACGCGGAAUCGAUCUACACGACGCUCAAGAGGUGGGGAUUGCGUUCUAUCUCACCGAUCAACAUGAUGCUCACUCUUUACCAGAAGCACCAAGUUUUCUGGAAGGUGGCCGAGCUCAUCCGAGACGCCGAGGAGGCUGGCCAGUCUCUCAAUAUGUGCUCCUUCAACAUUUUGCUGCCGAUGACUUUCAGAGCCGGGGGUGUGGCCGAGAUGGAGAGCCUCGUCGAGAUGAUGGAGUCCAAGAACUUCCUGGACGAGCACACGUACUGCAUGCUUGCUAGUUCCUACGGGAGGGCCGGGAUGGUGGACAAGGCCAAGGAGAUGCUGAUGGUGGUGGAGGACGGCAUGGAAACCGGGAAGUUUAACAGGCUCCGAAGGACUUACAAUGUGAUCAUCGUGAUCUACGGGUUUAUCGGCGACGUGGAAGGGGUGAAGAGGAUCUGGGACAUUACGAGCAGGAUGGAUCCCACUGCCGAGGACUACAUCUGCAUGAUCAGGAGCUCCGCAAAGGUUGGGCUGUUUGAACUGGCAGAGUCGGGAUUUCUCGCUCUCGCGGCCCAGAGAAAGAUGCACAUAACUGUGUGCAACGUGAUGCUGCAAGUUUGUCAGGCUGGAAACUUUGUGCUGCGGGCCGAGUCGUUACUGAGAAAGAUCCAUCAGAUGGGAUUUAAGCCGGAUCCAGCGACGUAUCACCACCUGAUUGCGAUUCAUCUCAAGAACGACAACAUCCAAAGGGCCCUGGAUUUGUUUCAGCUGGAAAGGCAGGUGUUCCGGGUCCCGUUCGAGCUCUCCCCGCAGGAACGGAAGUUCAUGUCGACCGAGCCGAGAAAGGACAUAAAGCCGUGGGUUGGGACGUGCCGGAUGGUGAUGCUGGCGUUGGCAGAGCGAGGCGAAGUUGUGGCUUGCGAAACUCUCUUCCGGAACUGGAGGCUGGAGAAGUGGAAGACGGACGUGAGGCUGUUCAACGCGCUGCUCAGGGCGUACGAGGUGGCGCGGGAGCCUGUGGCUGGAUUCAUGGAGAGAUUGGAAGCUGACGGGGUGGAAGCCGACGAGGAGACAAUAGCGAUACUCUCUCGACUUCCGGAAAGGCCUUUGAUCAAGCAGCUUCACUGAAAGUCAGUUUUUCCCAGGAGAGCUUGAUCCGAUGCGACACACCACCCAAAAGCUCUCGGGUUUCUUCUUCGUUGUCCGGCCGAAUCACGGGAAAGUCCCGCUUGCUCAGAGGAAGCUCGUGGAAAGCUCUAGAAGGGACAACAAAAUGGAUAUGGUGGAGCCUGGAAACGCUCGAGCGAGAUUGCGUGAACGAGGAUUUUGCGUGGAUCAAUGGCUUUCUUCAAGAAUCACGAUUGUCUUGCGACUGAAUGGAGUUCCCCAAACGCGUAGAUAAGUUACAGAUAAGAAUGAAACCACAAACGCGGAGACCGAGUACUACAAAGCUUCGCGAUAAGAACGAGACCACACAAUCACUUCUUUUUCUUAGAAGGGCGGGAUUCGAGUCCCAAGACCACACAAGGUACUUUGAUACAAAACUUUACACUAUUUUUCAUCAUCAUCUUCAUCGCCAUCGAUGGCUUUGGAUGAGAGCCACCGCGCAGGACCAGGCCGCGUUACGCACCAGGGAUCUUACAGAUCUUCCAAGUGUAGAUCGUAACGAUCGAUCACUUGUCCAGAGCACUAAUGACCAUCCUGCCAAAAAAGUCGAUUCCCUCCGUGA
This is a messenger RNA of Selaginella moellendorffii, 2231 nucleotides long. Its product is annotated as pentatricopeptide repeat-containing protein At1g80270, mitochondrial. Gene Ontology annotation, molecular function: protein binding. NCBI's taxonomy places the organism in Eukaryota, Viridiplantae, Streptophyta, Lycopodiopsida, Selaginellales, Selaginellaceae. The record is from RefSeq and is a predicted model, not a curated record. Gene Ontology annotation, cellular component: mitochondrion. Bases 50 to 1630 code for a protein of 526 amino acids. The transcript has 4 exons.